This is a messenger RNA of Carya illinoinensis, 1839 nucleotides long. RefSeq lists its product as uncharacterized. The record is from RefSeq and is a predicted model, not a curated record. The transcript has 2 exons. Lineage: Eukaryota; Viridiplantae; Streptophyta; Magnoliopsida; Fagales; Juglandaceae. Bases 1 to 1839 code for a protein of 612 amino acids.
AUGUCAAAUGUUCAGGUUUUGAAUGGUGAUACUGGUGCUACUAAGAGUGUUGAUGAUGUUGAUCUUGGGCUCGGUUUGUCUUUGAUGGAGGUUAGUAAUCAACAAAGUGACCAAUGUAGGUUGUCUAUUAAUUAUGGUAAGGGGAUUGAGGAAGGGCUUGAUGAGGUGGAGAAGGAAAAUGGGUUAGUAGAAAAUUCUAUGGAUGAUCAGAAUGUUGACAUGUCAGUGCAAGAGGCUGUGGGAAUGCAUAGUAAAGAUGAUUGUGGGUCUAAACCAGAAAAGGAGGAUGGAGAACACCUUGGAAAAAAUAAAAUCUAUCUCUCGGACAGUGAUACCAAAAAUGGGAAAAAUUGCCUAAAGGGGGACGCUUACUUAGAAGUUCGACCCGGGUUCCUAGCAAACCCGUUCAAAGAAGAUUUGCAGUUAUCGGUUAUUAGUUAUAGUGCCCAACAUGUGACUGUUUCUAUGAGCAUGGAAUCUCGGCAAGUUGUUAUUUCUGUGGUGUAUGCUAAAUGUAAUCAUGUUGAAAGAAGGGAGCUUUGGAGAUUGUUACAACUUGAUGCGGUCAAAGAUGCACCUUGGUUAUGCCUAGGUGAUUUUAAUAUUAUUCGUGGGGAGGAGGAACAUCGUGGUGGUAGGCCGAGAUUGCGGGUUGCCAUAGAUGAAUUUAAUGAUUUUAUUGAUAACUGUGGUUUCGCUGACAUGAAAGCUGUGGGGAGUAAAUUCUCAUGGUGUAAUGGUCAGAGGGGUCUAGCUCGAAGUUGGUCGAAAUUAGAUAGAUGUUUAAUGAAUGUUGUGGCUACAGGUGAUUUUCCGAACGCUUUAUGCAAAUAUAUGGCGCGGACAACUUCUGAUCAUGCCCCUUUGUCUUUUAUGUUUAAGAACUUGGGGAAUCGCUAUGGUCCUUCCUCCUUCAAAUUUCAGCAAAUGUGGGUGUCUCAUAGUAAUUUUUGGGAGGUGGUUAAUGAUACUUGGAGUGCUUCAAUUGAGACUAUGGGUCUUCUUGGCCUUGCUACCAAGUUAAAGAAAGUGAAAAUAGUCUUAAAGGAUUGGAAUUGUCGUGUUUUUUGCCAUACGGAGACAAAGAUCCAGGAAUUUGAGAAUAAAAUUAAACAGUUAGAAAGCCAACUACAGGAGGGUUUCUCAGCAGACACAGAGCAAGCUUUAUUGGAGGCUAAGGAAGAACUUGCAGUUUGGAUGAAAAGAGAAGAAACAAGGCUUUCACAGCAGGUGAAGCUUAGGUGGAUGGAGAAAGGAGAGGCCUCGGCUCAGUUUUUUAAAACUUUUGUUUCUCUUAAUAAACCUUUUGUGCAGGAAAUGAGGUGUCCAGAUGGGACGUGUUUAAAUUCUCCGGAAGAUAUUCAUUCAAGUGCUGUGGAUUAUUUCAGUUCUUUUCUUCAGGCGUGUGCUCCAAGAGAUCUUCCUGAUUUGUCAAAUUUGGUGCAAAAUUCUAUUUUGGAGGAGGAUAAUGCUAACCUCCUUCAGCUCCCUUCAAUCCAAGAGGUUAAAGAGGCUAUGUUUUCCAUUCCUGUGGAUAGUAGCCCGGGUCCAGAUGGCUUUGGCUCUGGUUUCUAUAAGACAUGUUGCGAUAUUGUUGAAGCUGGCAUGGUGGCAACGGUUCAGGAACUUUUUCUUGGCAUUCCAAUACCGAGGUUCUACUCAGCGUCAUACAUUGUUCUCAUUCCGAAAAUGCAGAGACCUACUGGUUUUGAUAAGUUCCGCCCCAUCAGUUUAUGUUCAGUGGUGUAUAAAGCUUUUUCCAAGAUUCUGGUUCGAAGAUUAUCGCCUAUCCUUAACAGAAUCAUCUCUUCAGAACAAGGUGCUUUUCUUCCUGGGUGA